AUGUCGUCAUCACGUAGGAAACUCCACAAGGCAACAUCUGUCCUUUUGUCUUCCAUUCAUCCCUCUCUCUCUCUCUCUCUCCCUCCCUCCCUCCCUCUCCCUCCCUCCCCCUCUCAGGCGGUGGUUUCCGUGGCGAGAGAGAUGGAGUCUGAGAAUUACCACGACAUCAAACGCAUCACGGCGAGGAAGGACAACGUGCUGCGUCUGUGGGAGUACCUGCUGGAGCUGCUGAGGGCGCGGAGGCAGCGCCUGGAGAUGAACCUGGGCCUGCAGAGGGUCUUCCAGGAGAUGCUCUACAUCAUGGACUGGAUGGACGAGAUGAAGAUGCUGCUGCUGUCCCAGGACUACGGGAAGCACCUGCUGGGCGUGGAGGACCUGCUGCAGAAACACGCGCUGGUGGAGGCCGACGUCUCCGUCCAGGCCGACCGCGUCCGCACCGUCAACCGCAACGCACAGAAGUUCGCCGACGACAUGGAGGGUUAUAAGCCGUGUGACCCCCAGAUCAUCCGGGACCGGGUCGACCACAUGGACUUCUGCUACCAGGAGCUGAGCCAGCUGGCGGCCGAGCGCCGGGCCCGCCUGGAGGAGUCCCGCCGCCUCUGGAAGUUCUUCUGGGAGAUGGCCGAAGAGGAGGGCUGGAUCAGGGAGAAGGAGCAGAUCCUGUCCUCCGAGGAUUAUGGGAAGGAUCUGACGGGGGCGCUGCGCCUGCUGAGUCAGCACAAAGCCUUAGAAGACGAGAUGAGCGGGCGCGCCGCCCACCUGCAGCAGACCAUCAGGCAGGGGGACGAGCUGGUCGCUGGGGGACACUUCGGAGCAGACAAGAUCAAAGAACGCAUCCAGGACAUCCAGGUACAGACAGACAGACAGACAAACAGGGAGGGGGGGAGACAGCGUCUCGUCUUUGUCUUUGUCUCUGCGGCGUGCGUGCAGGCGGACGCGGACGACAUGGACACGUGGAUGCUGGACGUGCUGCGGAUCGUCUCCAGCGUGGACGUCGGCCACGACGAGUUCUCCACCCAGGCGCUGGUGAAGAAGCACAAGGACGUGGCCGAGGAGAUCGCCAGCUACCGGCCCGUCAUCGAGGCGCUGCACGAGCAGGCCGGCACGCUGCCGCCCGAGAAGGCCGAGUCCGAGGAGGUGCAGAGCCGCCUGGCGGGCAUCGAGGAGCGCUACAAGGAGGUGGUGGAGCUGACGCGCCUCCGGAAGCAGGCGCUGCAGGACGCCCUGGCGCUCUACCGGAUGCUGAGCGAGGCCAGCGCCUGCGAGGUCUGGAUCGACGAGAAGGAGCAGUGGCUCAACAGCAUGGACAUCCCCGAGAAGCUGGAGGACCUGGAGGUGGUCCAGCAUCGCUUUGAGAGUUUGGAGCCGGAGAUGAACAACCAGGCAUCCCGGGUUGCCGUGGUGAACCAGGUUGCCAGGCAACUGAUCCACAGCGGACAUCCCAGCGAAAAGGAGAUCAAAGCCCAGCAGGACAAACUCAACACCAGGUGGAGCCAGUUCCGAGACCUGGUGGACCAGAAGAAAGACAGUCUGAGCUCGGCUCUGGGCGUCCAGAACUACCACCUGGAGUGCAACGAGACCAAGUCCUGGAUCAAAGAGAAGACCAAGGUGAUCGAGUCGACCCAGGAGCUGGGGAACGACCUGGCGGGCGUCAUGGCGCUGCAGAGGAAGCUGACGGGGAUGGAGCGCGACCUCGCCGCCAUCGAAGACAAGCUGGGUGACCUGGACAAGGAGGCGGAGCGCCUGGCCUCCGAGCACCCGGAUCAGUCCGAGGCCAUCAGGGGCCGCCUGGCCGAGAUCACCGGGGUCUGGGACGAGAUGAAGGUAGGAGACCAAAUCCCCCAGAGCACCUGCGAGCAAACUAGUUACGCAGACUGUUAUUACCGUGUCCCCAGCCCCUGUACCAGUGUCUCCAGUGUUAGUACCCGUGUCCCCUGCCCCUGUACCUGUGUCCCCAGCAUUAAUACCUGUGUCCUCAGCCCCUGA
Messenger RNA from Etheostoma cragini (Arkansas darter), 1986 nucleotides. Its product is annotated as spectrin beta chain, non-erythrocytic 1-like. The coding region runs from base 1 to 1986 and encodes 661 amino acids. Gene Ontology annotation, molecular function: actin filament binding. The transcript has 11 exons. Lineage: Eukaryota; Metazoa; Chordata; Actinopteri; Perciformes; Percidae. The record is from RefSeq and is a predicted model, not a curated record. Gene Ontology annotation, cellular component: plasma membrane; cortical actin cytoskeleton; cell projection. Gene Ontology annotation, biological process: protein localization to plasma membrane; actin cytoskeleton organization.